Messenger RNA from Lachancea fermentati, 1845 nucleotides. Lineage: Eukaryota; Fungi; Ascomycota; Saccharomycetes; Saccharomycetales; Saccharomycetaceae. The record is from the annotation of a GenBank genome assembly.
AUGUUGUUGGACACUUCGAGCAGCCUCUCGACUACCCGAAAAGAAGAUAUUGGUACGAUAUUGGAAGAUAUUUAUGUUGAUGUCUAUUUUUCUGCGGAUCAAACUUUGCCCUACAUGUAUUCUACCGUUUCAGUAGCGACGAUUUCAGUCUUCAACAAAAAUGGAAACCCGAGCACGACAACUGAUUUAACUUCACAAGUUACCACUACCAGCUCUACGAAAACAGACAAUAUGCAUGUAUCUACAGAAAUUGUUGUUCAACUUCUGGCGACAUCGCAUAGUUCUAUUAGCAGGAUAUCUACCUUAUCUGGUACCUCAAACCCGAUUACGUCGUCGUCAACGGAGUUGUCACGAUCAUCUUCGACAAGCGAAAUUGUUGAUAAGCUAUCUACUACUGGUGGUGCAUCUAACGAUAUUGUUGGUGUAUCAAUUGGUCUUCCUAUUGGGGUAUUUUGCUUCGGAUUAAUUUUAAUUCUUGUCUUCCUUUGGUAUAGAAAUCAUCGCAAGAGUUAUUCGUUCAGUGAGAAGCAACAAAUUAAUAAUAAUGAGACACAUAAGAAGUGCUAUCAAUCCUGGUUUUCAGGUAGAAAGGCGAAUCCACCAAAACGUCGCAAGCAUGAUGCAGAAUUAGGCAUCGUAGGCGAUAAUUAUGAUACUGACAAUAUGCUUGAUUAUAAAAUAACAAGGAUAGAUCAUAACCCUUACAAAACUCACGUUGAAACACCACAAAAGACUUUAGGACCACCAAAUCGAAGCCUCAGUUCACAACAAAUAAACACUCUUCUUUACACACAGCCUCCAGGAAUCCAGCAUAUUCAAUCAGAGCUGCCGAGCUCAAGUUCGGCACAGUUCAACGUAUCCUCAGGUCAAAAUGAUCCUGAAAACUUUUCCAGAGCUAGAAAUUGGAACUAUGAAUCGCCGUUAUCGCGAUGGUUUUUGACAAAGUCAACUUAUUUACAAGAUCAAGUGAUGCCAAGUCUUAAGACACCAACUGUAAAGCUGAAGCACCUUCGCAUCUUGUCUAGAGUGGGUAAACAUAAUGUGCAGAGCAUUUUAGUGGAUGAGAAAUCUCCUAUUUUAGAAAAGAAGGCUAGUCCUCUGUCAGCCAGUCCGCCUCAAGAGGGUAGUUCCAGGCUAGAUCCUCUAGUGUUCAGAAGUUCGUCACUAAAGUGCAAUAAGCCUGAUUUUAAUGGUAAGUCGCAAGAGACUGACAAUACUCAAAGGGACUCGCAUCUUUUCACUACUGCUGAAUUUGCAAAAUAUAAUCCAUAUUCAAAAAAGCUGGUUUUAAGUACCGUUAUAAAACCUCAGACAAUUGACGAUCCAAAAUUGGACAUAUCCACUCGGAUGAUUAAGUCUGUGCCGAAAAAUACUCGAAUUAAGGAUGGACACCAACGAUUUGAUAUAAAAGAGAAGCCUUUGGAAAAGUACCUCACUAAAAUUGGCACUGACAAACCACUUCCUAAGACUCCUAAAAGUGCUCUGGUUUCUGAAGAUCCCAAUAUAAUAAAGAAUAUAAUCGGCGCCAAAUUUCAGUCCAAAAGUUUGGCCAAAAAUGAGAAUAAUGAAGAUACUGAAGAUAAUAAUGCCACAGAAAAACUAAGCGACAUUAGCGUUGUAGUACGCGAAUACACUCCUAGACUUGUUGAUGAGAUACAUAUCACGCAUGGGGAAUACGUGAGAGUACUGGCAAGACAUACGGAUGGAUGGUGCUUGAUUGAAAAAUGCAAGAGGGAUGGCACUCUCAUCAAGAAAAAUGAUGUCCAACACGACCAUAUUGACGGAAAGCAUUACCUGAACGAUUACAGGGGAAUUGUGCCUGGCGUUUGUCUUCGAGCGCUUUGA